Helianthus annuus (common sunflower) is the source of this 1293-nucleotide messenger RNA. Its product is annotated as senescence-specific cysteine protease SAG39. Bases 1 to 1293 code for a protein of 430 amino acids. NCBI's taxonomy places the organism in Eukaryota, Viridiplantae, Streptophyta, Magnoliopsida, Asterales, Asteraceae. The record is from RefSeq and is a predicted model, not a curated record. The transcript is spliced from 5 exons. Gene Ontology annotation, molecular function: cysteine-type endopeptidase activity. Gene Ontology annotation, cellular component: lysosome.
AUGUUGUUGCAGGUUCGAUUCACGGUGAUGUUUGCUGAAGAUGAUGACAAGGACUCUGUUUUUCUUACUGAUGAUGAACAGUAUUACGGUGAAUUGAGUUUUGAUUACAAGAGGAACUAUCCCAAGAAUCAAGUAUCAAGCUCAGAAAGCUCAAUGGAGUUGGUAGACACCUUACAUUCCCACAAGAGGAGAAACAGAGGAAACCCCUUUGAUGGAUCUGAUUGUGAAUGGGGAUCUAUUGAUAAUGUAUGGCAGAGAGAGACAGAGAGAGAGUUUAUGGGUUUGUCACGUGACAGAACACUAAUUCUUUAUGUUCUAAUUGUUGGGAUGUGGGUCUGUCAAAUAACAUCACGAACUCUAAGUAAGGCAUACGUAUCAGAAAAACAUGAUCAAUGGAUGGUUGAAUAUGGUCGUGUAUACAAAAGUAAUGCGGAGAAGGAAAUGCGCCUCAACAUAUUCAAGAAGAACUUCGAAUUAAUAGAAUCGUUCAACUCCUUUGGAAAUCAGUCUUACAAGUUGGCUGUCAACCAAUUUGUAGACCGAACAAAGGAUGAAUACGAGGCCUAUGCAUAUGGGCUCAUGAAUCCACACGAUUUGGAAUUACCUCUGUCAACAUCUUUUAAAUAUGAAAGAGUGAGUGAAGUGCCAUAUAGAUUGGAUUGGAGGAUGGAAGGAGCUGUAACAAAAGUCAAGAACCAAUUUCAAUGUGGUUGUUGUUGGGCUUUUACUGCAAUUGCGGCGGUGGAAGGAAUUACUCAAAUCACGACUGGCAAAUUGUUGUCAUUAUCCGAGCAACAACUUGUGGAUUGUGACCGAAAUGUAAACCGAGGGUGUCAUGGAGGAUACUACGAUCUUGCCUUUGAUUAUAUCGCGAAAAAUGGGAUAAAUACCGAAAAUUAUUACCCUUACCAUGCAGUAGACGAAACAUGCAACACCACAAAAGAAGCGUUUCGCGCAGCGACCAUUACUGGUUAUGAAAAGGUACCAACCAACAAUGAGACAGCACUGCUGAUGGCUGUGUCCAAACAGCCGGUAUCAGUUGCCAUAGACAUAAGUUGUUACGAAUUCAGGUACUAUUCAAGAGGUGUUUUAACACAUCAUUGUGGAACAAAUUUAAGCCAUGGUGUUACAGUGGUUGGGUAUGGAGUACACUAUGGCAUAAAGUAUUGGCUAGUGAAGAACUCAUGGGGUCCUGCUUGGGGUCAUAAAGGAUAUAUAAAGAUGAAGCGCGAUGUGAAUUUCGCAGAAGGACUGUGUGGGAUUGCCAUGCGAGCCUCUUACCCGAUAGCUUAA